Messenger RNA from Candidozyma pseudohaemuli, 2307 nucleotides. RefSeq lists its product as uncharacterized. The record is from RefSeq and is a predicted model, not a curated record. Lineage: Eukaryota; Fungi; Ascomycota; Pichiomycetes; Serinales; Metschnikowiaceae. The coding region runs from base 1 to 2307 and encodes 768 amino acids. Gene Ontology annotation, biological process: eisosome assembly. The transcript has a single exon.
AUGUCCGCCUACCAAGCCAAUGGCAAGCCUUUGUCUCAGCAGGCUCUCUACCAGCAGAAAUUGAGACUGGGUGUCUACAACUCCCCUGGCCUCCCUUCUGUCGGUGUCAGCUCUUCUGCUUCAGACUCAGCUGCCCUUUUGGCUGCUUCCGCUGACUUGACUGUCAAGCCUUCCUACGAACGUUUGAGAGCUGCUCCUGAUGCUCAGACCGCUGCUUUGGCCGCCAGAACCGACUCCAUUACUUCGUGGCAGAGAAAGCUGACCGACCCAGACGCCGAUGCUGCUGCUGCCAACGCCAGAUACACUGAGCCUUCUCCCAAUUCCGAAGCCAGACCUGACUUGGGUCUCCCUGCUGCUUACAACAAGGGCAACGUUUACAAGCGUGCUUCCAGCAACUCCACUUACUCAAUGACGUCCAGAACCACCCCCGAGAAGUUGACCUCCAGACACGGCUUGGCUUCCGUGCCCAGAAGCACCCCCUCCGGCUCGCUCAACAUUGGUAAAAUCUCCCAGUUGGCUGACAAGAACUCGUCCAAGACUUUGAACGCAAGAUUCAACCCUGAAGUCGACCACCGUCAUGGCGUCAAGUCCCCACCAACUGAGUACUUGAACGAGGCCGAGGAGUCCGAGGCUGCCAACUCUGCUGCCGCUGCCUUAACCAUGAAGCACGGCGGUGGCUACACCAACUCUGUUUCUUCCCAGAAGAGAACCAAGGGCUUUGCAGCCGUUGAUGUUGUCGAUGCCACCUUGUUGGCUGCUGCCAGCAAGAAGGCCUCUGAAAGAUUGAACUCCCUUCAGGCCAUUGGUCAAACAGACUUGCGCUCUCAGGCUCAGCUCUACUCCAAGGCUUUGGUCGCCGCCCACAAGAACAGUGAAGAGAGAAUCAAGAACAACAAGGCUGGCUUGAUUGACCUCGGUGGUGGCUUGCAGCUUCCAUACAGUGAGAUUGACAAGAUGGCUGCCUUGAUUGUGGGCCCUGUUUUGUCCGACAUUGACAAGAAGGCUUCUGCUCAGAGAGACCACGAUGCCUCUGCAGCCGAGAAGCGUGCUGAGGCCCGUGCUGCUCACAAGAACUUCAAGCUCGAAGAAGCUGCUAGAAAGCAGAGAGAGAAGGAGUUGCAACAGAAGGAGCACCAAGAGAGAAUCACCUCUAACGAGAAGAGAAAGCGUGAGGAGGAUGACUUGUACACCGAGCACCAAAAGAAGAGACACGAAGAAGUUGAGGUCAAGACCCAAGAAUUGAAGGACUUGGAGGAGAAGUACGCUUCUGAAAAGGAAGAAUUAUUGCAAGAGAAGCAGCAGAACCAAGACGAAAUUGAUGAGGAAGAGACUGGUCUCAAGAACGAGCGCAAGGAAGAGUUAGAGCUGAUGCAAGCCGAGAGGGACGAGGAAAUUCAACCACUUCUCGACGAGUUGGAGGAAGAGAACUCCAAGUUGAAGGAAUUGACCGAUGAGAAGGAUCAGUUGACCAGUGAUAUUGAGGCUGCUGAGAAGGAGAAGGAGGAAUACGAAACCCAGAUUGCUGAGAUCGAGGCCAAGUUGGAGGAAAUCGAGAAAGACCACGAGCACUACACUACUGAGUUGGCUGACGCCACUACUAAGCGUGAGACUGCUGACAAGGAGGUCGAGGACCUCACGAAGACUCACGAGUCUGACUUGAAGCACCACAAGGAGGCUCACGACGACUUGGACAAGCGUAUCGGUGACUUGGAGAAGGAGAAGGAGCAGAAGACCAUCAGCAGAGAUGAGCACAAGAGAGAGAUCUUGAAGCACAUUGACGAGCAGGUCAAGGAUGAACACAACAUCAACAACGAGUUGCCAGAGCAUUUGCGUCUGGAGGUGAAGGAAGACAAGUUCCGUGACGUUGGUUCUCUCUUUGACUAUGAGCCAGUUGAGAAGAAGAGCCCAGCAGACCUCGCCAAGAAGAAGGCUUCUGAGAAGACCACCAAGGCUGAGGAAGAUGCUCAGGCUGCCGCUGAUGCUGUCAAGAAGGAGACCACCACUCCUGCCAAGGGUCCAGCAAAGGCUACCAAGAAGGAGGGAACUGACUUGAAGAAGACCGCUAGCGUCGAUUCAAAGGGCGCUCCAAAACGUAAGGGUCUUCGUUCCAGAUUCUCCAGCUUUGCAUCCUCAUUCAGAAGUGACUCCAGACCGGAGGUUCCAACCACGAAAUCCACAUCAGCGAAGAAGGAAACGAAGCCAGCUGCCGAGAAACACGAGAGAUCCUCGGACGUGAGCAAUUACGAGGAUGACCUUUCCAUCAAGGACAGUCACAAAAAGGGCGGAGUUUUCAAGGAGGAGAUUUGA